This is a messenger RNA of Paramuricea clavata, 1671 nucleotides long. Lineage: Eukaryota; Metazoa; Cnidaria; Anthozoa; Malacalcyonacea; Plexauridae. The record is from the annotation of a GenBank genome assembly.
AUGGCAAUUAUAUUACGAACGCCAACGGCAACGCCGGUAAGUUUUAGAAUAUGUAGAGCAACAACAUGCAUGCAGGUCGUUGACGUAUCACUUUCAUAAUCACACUGGCACUGCAGGCCAGACUACUGAGUUCAAUUCUAAAGUGGUAAAGAAUAAAACUAUAAAUUUUCUUUAAAUGACUACAUAUACAAUAAAAUCAUAUACUUGUUGUCUUCAUGAUUUAACAGUAGAUUGAGGUCUGAGGAAUACCCGUAACAAUAAUAGGCGACUCCAUGUCAACAUUUUGUUGAAAAAACGUUUUGGGUAAAUAAUGAAGUAUAAAUUUUUAAUGUUACAGGCAAGGUUAAUUGCGAUACGUUUGUCAGGUUAAAUUUGUUCUCAGGUUCAAUUUCGUCAAUAUGUAGUGCAAACUGAACAAAACGACGAGUCUAUACCUUAAAAUGAAAUGAAAAAUCUUACUGAUAUGUUCUACACUAAUAGUUAGCAGUGGAUUAAUGCGUCCUAAACUGGACUUUUUUAAUUUGCUGGCUCUUAGUAAACUUAGAAAGGUUCAAGAAUAUGAUAUGCCUCUGGAAUUUUCCACUGCGAAAUAAAAUCAUGCAUAUAUAGCGUUAGAUAAAGUAAUAAAUUGGAUAUAUUACUCAAAAUAAUCAAAAAUGUUUUAUCUACAACAUAUAUAAUCACCAUUACAAGAAACCCGCCCAAAAGCCUAUAUAUAUAUAUAAUAUAUAGUACAUAUAAUUACACUGUAAAAGAUAGGAAGUACUGUUCUAAAAUUUAGUGCAAAAAAUAACACCGACUACCUCAUAUUGUACACUGUUUUAUGUAGGAAAAACUUUUCAUUCCUCCACCUUCCCUCACAUCCCAAAAACAGGGCUAUUCCGAUGACGAGCCAAAGGUAAAACAUUCAUUAUUGACAUUACCACACUGAUUUUUUACAAUAGAAAAAAAAUACAAUCUUUCAUUAUGCUUUAAAUCUUGAGCUUAUAUCUUAUGUAUAGUUUGAUCACGAACAAAUGAACAAUGAAAUAGAAAACCUUGAAAUUCAGCUAGAAAAUCUGUAUUCUUAUGCCUCGACUGUAUCGUUUCACCCUGAGCUCAUCACAGUACAGUCUGCAAUAUAUUGCAUUCUUAUUUUUCACCCUGCUUGGUUUCCUUUGUUCUUAUCGGGGAAUAUAUUCGAUAUUCCCCUCUAAUCAAUUUCUCUCUAGUAAUCUCCUCUAAUAUUCACCUGCAAUGAACCUGCAAUGUCUUUGCAGCACAAAAAAUGAGAAAAAACAACAUCACGAAGGCAAUAUGGCAUUAAGAAUUAUUUCUAUUCUGACUCAUUAACGCGACCUCGCAAUGUGAAAAAUAAGUACGUUAUUUUGAGGCACCUCGGGGAUAUGUGUUUAUAAUUCACCUCGGCGCUGUGCGUCUCGGUGAAUAAAUCACAUAUAUCCCUUCGUUGCCUCAAAAUAACCUAUACCGCAUAUUUACAUGCAUGCAUGACAAUUGUGACAUUUUAUAUUAAUUAUUGUGUGAAUUAUGAUCUGAUAUAUUCAAACCUAAUUAUUUGGUUUUCAUCACAGUGUCAUUUUAUGACCCUAUAAGUUGAAAUUAAUAUAACAUUUUUUUCUUUAGAAUGAAGCCCCAUCGAGUGAUUGGCUGCAUUCGCCCGACGAAGCAUUG